AUGGAUUUGGUCUCACCACCAAACCACAUUCUUGUUCUCUCGUCUCAGCAGUUUGGAUCUGAAGCUUGUUAUCCUACCGAGAGAGUCUUCGACCUCUUAUCCUUUGGCUGCCUGGCUCUAGCGAACUUGGCCCUACAUGAUUGCUUAGGUUUCGAGGAAUUCCAUCUCGCAAGUGAUUCGGUCAAGUGGUUGACCAUCUCGACCAGCAGAAUAUUGCUUAAAGGAGCUACAAUUUGUGCCUCCAACAUUCUCGUUUUUAAGUUCAUUGCCCUUAUUCCCGCGGUGCCCGACACAUUCUCUUUCACGACCACUACUUCCAAGGAGUGGGACUCACAUGUAAUCCUCUCUUGGGGUAAGGAACAUCCUGAUUUCGAUGUCAAUGCGAGGUUCCUUAAGCUGAGACGAAUGCUCAAGGCACUAAGUGGGUCUCGAAUUUCUCUCAGUUUGCAGAUGAACGCCGGCCCUCUGAAUAAUGAUGUCGACUGCAAUCAUCAUCUUCUCGAAAGUGACCAUCCGCCUGUGAUGGUGGAGAACUUGGAGUUAAGUACACGUCAUUGUCGCACGGCAUCUUGGUACUCGGGCUUUACGAAUGGUUUGUUUCGUGUUUGUCGACCGAUGCAUAUAUGGGGUUGUAGGCUCGUGAGGCAGUCGGACAUUAACGAGCACAGGCUCUCAGAGCUUCAGUUCAGCAUCUUGCUUGCAAACGAGAGCUUCGAGAGCGUGCCCUACUUUUGGCGGCACGAUCUGGAGCAAGUGCACGUGGGAACCGUCGAUGGGAAUAUAUGGCAGCUCGUGCAGUGGACGGACCUUUCGAAAUUGCGAACCAGGAGGUAUGGCGGGAUAAUGUGCCUUAAGUUGAAAUGGAGAGGUCAGAAGACGGCAUAA
This is a messenger RNA of Striga hermonthica, 885 nucleotides long. Lineage: Eukaryota; Viridiplantae; Streptophyta; Magnoliopsida; Lamiales; Orobanchaceae. The record is from the annotation of a GenBank genome assembly.